Molecule: messenger RNA, 2273 nt
Organism: Herpailurus yagouaroundi (jaguarundi)
Lineage: Eukaryota; Metazoa; Chordata; Mammalia; Carnivora; Felidae
Gene: KYNU
Product: kynureninase
Exons: 15
Coding region: 263-1672 (469 amino acids)
Biological process (GO): NAD+ biosynthetic process
Cellular component (GO): cytoplasm
Molecular function (GO): pyridoxal phosphate binding; kynureninase activity
Source: RefSeq, a predicted model, not a curated record
UUAGGUGUUUGUCAGUGACUGGAGAUUUACUAUCAGUUUAGAAAAAGGGGGAGGAACUAAAGUUAGCUCACAAAUUCCCCACAGGUUUUUGUCUAUGCAGAAGUGCCCGGAGUUUCUCACCCUGAGUUCUGACCUGUAAAUCUGCAAGGAAAUCUUGAGAGUUUUUCUUCUUCCUUUUCUUUCUUUCUUUCUUUUUUUUAAAGGAGGCAGGGAGCUGUGGAUCCAUCCCAUCAUCGGAAUCCUAGCUGAGAAGUAACUUGUAAUGGAGGCUUCACCUCUUGAGUUACCAGCUGACACAUUUCAACGCAUCACAUCUGAACUUAGAUGUCACCUGACAGAUGAGAGGGUUGCCCUCCACCUUGAUAAGGAAGAUAAGCUGAGGCACUUCAGAGAGUAUUUUCAUAUCCCCAAAAUGCAGGAUCUACCUGCAGUUGAUUUAUCUUUAGUGAAUAAGGAUGAAAAUGCCAUCUAUUUCUUGGGCAAUUCUCUUGGCCUGCAACCAAAAAUGGUUAAAGCAUAUCUGGAAGAAGAACUAGAUAAGUGGGCCAAAAUGGGAGCCUACGGUCAUGAGAUAGGGAAACGUCCUUGGAUUACAGGAGAUGAGACUAUUUUAGGCCUUAUGAAUGACAUUGUAGGAGCCAAUGAGAAAGAAAUAGCCCUAAUGAAUGGUUUGACUGUUAAUUUACAUCUUCUACUGCUAUCAUUUUUUAAGCCUACACCAAAACGGUAUAAGAUUCUUUUGGAAGCGAAAGCCUUCCCUUCAGAUCAUUAUGCUGUUGAGUCACAGCUUCAACUACAUGGACUUAACAUUGAGAAGAGUAUGCGGAUUGUAAAGCCAAGAGAGGGGGAAGAAACAUUGAGAACAGAGGAUAUCCUUGAAGUAAUUGAGAAGGAAGGAGACUCAAUUGCAGUGAUCCUGUUCAGUGGGGUACAUUUUUACACUGGACAGCUCUUUAAUAUACCUGCCAUCACAAAAGCUGGACAAGCAAAGGGUUGUUUUGUUGGCUUUGAUCUAGCACAUGCAGUUGGAAAUGUCGAACUCCGCUUACAUGACUGGGGAGUUGAUUUUGCCUGCUGGUGCUCCUACAAGUAUUUAAACUCAGGAGCGGGAGGUCUUGCUGGUGCCUUUGUCCAUGAAAAACAUGCUCAUACAAUUAAACCUGCGUUAGUGGGAUGGUUUGGCCAUGAACUCAGCACCAGAUUUAAGAUGGAUAACAAACUGCAAUUAAUCCCUGGGGUUAGUGGAUUUCGAAUUUCAAAUCCUCCCAUUUUGUUGGUCUGUUCCUUACAUGCUAGUUUAGAGAUCUUUAAGCAAGCGACUAUGAAAGCAUUGAGGAGAAAAUCUGUUUUGCUAACUGGUUAUCUGGAAUACAUGAUCAAGCAUUACUGUAACAAAGAUAAAGCAGAUACCAAGAGACCAUUUGUGAACAUAAUUACUCCAUCCUGCAUAGAGGAUCGUGGCUGCCAGCUAACACUAACCUUUUCUAUUCCAAUAAAAUAUGUAUUCCAAGAACUAGAAAAACGAGGAGUGGUUUGUGACAAACGGGAUCCAGAUGGCAUCCGAGUGGCUCCAGUUCCUCUCUACAACUCUUUUCAUGAUGUUUAUAAGUUUAUCAAUCUACUUGCUUCUGCACUUGACUCUGCAGAAACCAAAAAUACCAGUGUUCUCUAGAACAACUUAAGUAGUACUAAGAGCUACUAUAUUUUAUUAUUUUUGUUCUUAUUUUAAUAAUUGGAAAUUUUUUCAAAACCAAUUGCACAUAACUGGCAAUGAAUCAUUUAGUUUACAGAAAGAUCUGAUAUAUUUUCUCUAAAUGUCUGGGGUUCUGAGGUAUCCACAUGUCUGUUCAAUUUCUCCAUGUGUGGUGGAUCAAAGUUUUCAUUGGUCCAAGUAUUAUGUAUACAGUCUUAGCUAGCUGUCACAUUUCAUGGUCAGUGAAUGUUUUAUGCUGAUUUAAUUUAUAAUUUGACUGACAACUUCAUAAUAUAUGUGCAAUUUUUUGUGUCAAUUUUAGAAAUGUCGCUUUAGUUUUAAUUUACCAAAGAGGUUCUUAUAGUCAUUGUAAUUUCGCAGUCUGAUAUAUGUAUGAUUUUGCAGUAUUCCAUCCAACUCUAAUCUAAAGAACAGAAAAUACAUUUUCUAGGGUAGUAGCUUUCAAAUAUUUUGACCACAGUCCACACUAAGAAAUAUGUUUAAUAUCAGAUACCAGUAUUUAUAUGUGUUUAUGUCUUAUUUUAUUGAUUCUAAUAUACAAACUUUUAUCAUAUUUCAA